AUUUAUGCCAUCUCAUCCCUGCAAUGAAUGACUAUUUUGAUCUUAUGUCUGUAUCUGAAGAAGAUAUAAAUAAAUCAGAACUAGUUUUUAUUUUAUAUGAAUCUUUUGCAUUGUCCAACGAAGAACAAGUAAGAGCUACAGGACAUUAUUACAAUAUGUUAGUGUUUAGCAACAUUGCUGUUUAUAUGGGUUCUGGACCAAAAGAAUUUGAAACAUUUAAUGGCUAUUGUUUUGCAAAAGUAAUGUAA
Cetraspora pellucida is the source of this 248-nucleotide messenger RNA. The record is from the annotation of a GenBank genome assembly. Lineage: Eukaryota; Fungi; Glomeromycota; Glomeromycetes; Diversisporales; Gigasporaceae.